CGCCUUCACUUCCGGCGGCUCUUCCGGGUGCGAUGGACCCCGAGUUCGACGAUGUGGUGGCGGUGGAGGAUCUGAUGGCGCUGGAGCGGCGCUACGCGGCCGAGCGCCAGCAGGGGGCGCUGUCCCGGCAGUGCCGCUUCGAGUACGGCUGGGGCCUGGUGCGGAGCCGGUACCGGGAGGACACGGCCCGCGGGGUGGCGCUGCUCUCCGAGCUGCUGCCCGAGACCCCCCCGGAGGAGCAGCGGGACGUCCUGUUCUACCUGGCCCUGGGCUACUACCGCCUCAAGGAGUACGAGCGCGCCCUGGAGCACCUGGAGCAGGGAUGGGGGCUCAGGGGGUGUGUCCCUGGUCACACAGGUGACCCAGGUGACACCCAGGUGACGGUCCCCUGUCCCGCAGGAGUACGAGCGCGCCCUGGAGCACCUGGAGGGGGGAUGGGGAGGGGUCACACAGGUGACACACAGGUGACACACAGGUGGCCCAGGUGACACACAGGUGACACACAGGUGACCCAGGUGACACCCAGGUGACGGUCCCCUGUCCCGCAGGAGUACGAGCGCGCCCUGGAGCACCUGGAGGGGGGAUGGGGGCUCAGGGGGUGUGUCCCUGGUCACACAGGUGACACCCAGGUGACACCCAG
This is a messenger RNA of Haemorhous mexicanus (house finch), 640 nucleotides long. RefSeq names its product fission, mitochondrial 1 (gene FIS1). The transcript has 4 exons. Gene Ontology annotation, molecular function: protein binding. Lineage: Eukaryota; Metazoa; Chordata; Aves; Passeriformes; Fringillidae. The record is from RefSeq and is a predicted model, not a curated record. Bases 33 to 488 code for a protein of 151 amino acids. Gene Ontology annotation, biological process: peroxisome fission; autophagy of mitochondrion; mitochondrial fragmentation involved in apoptotic process. Gene Ontology annotation, cellular component: peroxisomal membrane; mitochondrial outer membrane.